This is a messenger RNA of Culex quinquefasciatus (southern house mosquito), 1798 nucleotides long. RefSeq names its product odorant receptor 94a. Gene Ontology annotation, molecular function: olfactory receptor activity; odorant binding. The record is from RefSeq and is a predicted model, not a curated record. NCBI's taxonomy places the organism in Eukaryota, Metazoa, Arthropoda, Insecta, Diptera, Culicidae. Bases 501 to 1604 code for a protein of 367 amino acids. Gene Ontology annotation, cellular component: plasma membrane. Gene Ontology annotation, biological process: sensory perception of smell; detection of chemical stimulus involved in sensory perception of smell. The transcript has 2 exons.
CUAAAACGCUUUUUUCUCGGAAUACUUGAUUUGGCAUAAUAGCCGAAUUUUCAAUUAUGGGCAGUAGUGGACACUUGUUCAUAUUUUUUUGAACUGAUUUGAAUGAUGUCGUCAUCUCGUAGCUUGUUCAUCACUGCAUAUCAGCGGAGUUUGGUUUGGGUGUAGCAAAAUCUGUUGCCACCAAGAAGUCACUUUGUAUUGAGUAAAAUGACGAUACAGUUCAAAUGGGUAGGUUAAAAUAAAUUUCAAACAGUGACAUUUGUGUGCAACAUUUGGUGGAAUCCCAUGCAGAAGGUUGUGCCAGAACCAGUUUCCUGUUUAAUUAAAGGUAUUUGUACAAUGUACGCCUACGUUAAUUACCGGUUAUUCUAGAACACCCUUAAAAUGGUCCGACCAAAAGUCUAAUUCCCGUAGUUUCCUCAUUCAUAAGUGACUUUCCUUCGGGAGGUGUUGGGAUUUGGUCACAUUAUCGGUUCACGAGUUCGAACAGACAGUCUACAAUGAAAAAUCACAUACUUUUCAUUAAGCUCAAUUUCAAGUUUUUGAAAAUCUUCGGCCUGUGGCACGAUGGAAACGAAUCGCGUUCCUACAAAGUAUAUCGAAUUGUGUUUCUCGUAAUUUUCUUCCUACUCUAUUUAGGAUCGAUUGUGAUAAGUGCAGUGUUGACCAGUUCUGUCGAAGAGUUUUUCUCGCAAAUUUUGUACGCAGCGCUGACCGAAAUGGCUAUGGCGGUGAAAACAUUUUACGGAUAUUAUCACUUCGUAACAAUCUAUCGACUCCACAAGCAAGCAAUUUCAAAGAAUUUUCAACCGGUCAACGCCGAGGAAGAUAAACGAUCAAAAAAUUUGCUGAACAAGAUUAACUUGUAUUUUUUCGGCUAUCUCCUGUGGAGUACUGCUGGAGUUUGGACCAACAUAGCAUUUCUUUUCAACGGCCAGUUCAAGCUACCAUUCUUCCCGUGGCUGCUCGGAAUCCCGUACGGCAAACACCUGCCCUACAAUUACAACUUUUUGUUGUUCUAUCAACUCACCGGGAUUUGGAUCCACGCUGUUCUCAACGUAAUCGUGGACUCCCAGGUCGGAUAUCUGCUGGCUGUCGCGGGCAUCCAGAUGGACUUUCUGGCGGCCAGGCUGGAGGCAACGCAAGCCGGAAGAAUCGGUCAGAAAAAGUUUCGAAACACGUACAAACAGCACAUCAAACAUUUCAACGUGGUGAACAAUUUUGUGAAAAAUGUCGAACGAGUCUAUUCGAAGUCGGUAUUUAGUCAGUUUUGUGCCAGCGGAAUCACAAUUUGUGCCAUAGCUUAUAGGCUUUCUUCGGUCAACUUUGCGAAAGAAUUCUCCACCGUGCUACCAAUUGGUAUCUACCUGCUAUCGAUGCUGAAUCAGAUCUUUUUACACUGCUACUUUGGGAACGAGGUUACCCUGAAAAGCUCGAGAUUAACGAACGCACUGUAUACGUCGGAGUGGUACAAGAUGACACCAAAGGAUAGAAAGAACGUUGUCAUGAUGAUGACACGUUCGAUCAGGCCCAUUACGGUGAAGGCUGGUGGAUUUUUCCACUACAAUUUACAUUCCUUCUCGUGGGUGCGUAUUGUUGUUUAAAAGAGCUUUUGUCAUGUUUUAGCAUUUUUACCUUUUCAGACAUUAAAUACUGCAUACUCGUUGUUUUGUGUAUUACAAAGGCGAAAAAGUAUUGUAGAAAAUGAGCAUUAAAAAGAGUUAAAUUUUUACGUUCUGACUCAUGGAAUCGACAAAUAAGUGGAAUAAACAUUGUUUUCAGCGUGAAACUGUUUCUA